GCAUCCUACAACUGGAGGCCCGUGGAACACUAGAGCACAGGAUAGGUUCAGCAAUGGUAUAUCCAGCUCGUAAGCAUGUUCUGAAGACGUUCAAGAAGCUGGUAGAGUCCCUACCGCCGCAGGACAGACUUAAGCCUCAAGUCAUUGUCCUAGUAGGGGAAUCAACUCCCUUCAGGAAUGACACCGACAGGGAAAUGCUGUUCCGGCAGGAAUCCAACUUUUACUAUCUGUCAGGUUGUCCUGUCCCGUCGUCGUACCUGCUCUUGACCUACCAUGUUGGGACUUCCUUGGAAGAGGUCCCCUCCAUCGACCUCUUCAUCCCUCCUAUCGAACCAGCCGACCUGAUGUGGUCGGUCCCGCCACCGACAAGGGAUGAGGCAGCACAAUUGUACGAGACAACCCUGGUAUCCCACACUUCUGAUCUCGCCGACAAAAUCGAAGAAGUACACACAGCGCUUCCCGACGCCAUAUUCCACGUCCUACCCAAAGCGUCCCCGCUAUUCCCGCUCCCCCCUCCCCCGAUUACAGCGUUCGAGGCUACGGGGCGUGCCGUUGUAACUGAUGAAUAUCUCCUGUCUGCGCUGCACCGAGCGCGACUGACGAAGACUGAGGAAGAGGUUGCGCUGAUCCGGAAAGCGAACAAGAUCAGCUCUGAGGCACAUGAAGUCGUCAUGAGGGUUCUCGGUCAGGCUGUGAAGGGAAAGAUCGCUAAGGCGAAGGGUGCUGGGGUCGAGAGACCUCUCCUGCCUGGGGAAUGGCUUAUCGAGAAGGAGGCAGAAGCCGAAGCAGUGUUCGUAGCUACUUGCAGAAGACAAGGUGCAAGUCACCAAGCGUAUCUCCCUAUUGUUGCCGCCUCGACGCGCGCGGCGACUCUCCAUUAUUGCUGCAACGACCGAGAGUUCGCCUGGGGACCCGUGAAACCCCAUGACCACCAGAACAAGGACCAUUUUUCAAAUGGCGCUGACAAAGAGCUAAACCCGCAGGUGCUGCUCAUCGAUGCCGGCUGUGAAUGGAAUUGCUAUGCUGCCGAUAUCACGCGAACCAUGCCCGUUGGGAAUGGUGGAAAGUUCACCCCCGAAGCGCACGAGAUCUACUCGCUCGUCCUAGAAAUGCAAAAGGCCUCCUUUGACAUCCUCCGACCAGGCCUUCACUGGGACGCGGUCCAGCUUCUCUGCCACCGCGUCCUCGUCCGGGGCUUCCAGCGCCUCGGCAUCUUCAAGUCGCCCAGCUCCCCCAACUCGGGGUCAUGGAACUCGGAAGAGGCGAUCAUCGCAUCUGGCGUGAGCGCCGCAUUCUUCCCGCACGGCGUGGGCCACUCGCUGGGCAUGGACGUGCACGACGUGCCGAGCGCGAGCAAGCCCAAGGUGAAUGAUACGAUAAAGGGGACGGAGCUCGGCAAUGAGGCGUUCUACACGUACUUGAGGCUGAGGCUCCCACUGGAGGAGGGGAUGGUCGUGACGGUGGAACCGGGUAUUUACUUCCACAAGCAUUUGCUUGCCAAUGUGCGGGACUCGAAGCAUGUCGACCACGAGGUGCUGAAGCGGUAUGAGUCCGUGGGCGGCGUACGCAUCGAAGACGUCGUUCUGAUCACCAAGGAUGGGUAUGAGAAUUUGACUACUGUCCGCAGCGAUGUGGACUGGGUUGAGGGUGUCUGCUCGGGGGAAAUCUGAUGAGGGGAUGAACUGACACUUUGUAUCUUAUGUGCCAUGCGUAUCUUGGUUGACGUUUGUAUCAAGUACUUGCAUUGCUGAACCUUAUAAUUCACA
Gloeophyllum trabeum ATCC 11539 is the source of this 1766-nucleotide messenger RNA. Its product is annotated as Creatinase/aminopeptidase. The coding region runs from base 54 to 1670 and encodes 538 amino acids. The record is from RefSeq and is a predicted model, not a curated record. The transcript has 8 exons. Gene Ontology annotation, molecular function: manganese ion binding; metalloaminopeptidase activity. NCBI's taxonomy places the organism in Eukaryota, Fungi, Basidiomycota, Agaricomycetes, Gloeophyllales, Gloeophyllaceae.